AUGGGGUCACCCGCUUCUCCGUCUUCGCCAGCAUAUAGUCCUUGUGCUUCACCAACGCUUUCAGGUUCUUGGCAUAUGAAAUCUCAUGCUGAACUUACCGCUUCAUUAAAAGAAGCUUAUAAUAUGGUAAAAGAGAAAGAAAGAGAUCUUACUCUUGCCGCUGAAAUCGGUAAAAGCUUGCUUGAGAAUAAUAUAGCUCUUAAAGCAAAAUAUGAGGAACUCGUAAUUGAAUACCAACAGUUACAACGUAAAGAGCGAAGUAAAGCUACUUUUGCGUUACAUGCUGAAAAACCAAACGUGGUUCCGAUAGCUCCUCCUAAUAGCUCUGUCAUUGAUGAUAGUGAUUUCGAAGAUAGUGAUUUGGAACCACACCAAAUUUCUAGUUCCUUCGAAUCUUCUCCUCACUUAUAUGAUAGAUCCGAUAAUAAAUUAAGAAGUCGUAAGAAGAGUGAUCAACCUGUUAGUUAUAAAGACCUUGAAAGCAUAAAAGAAUUAGAACUCAGAAAUCAAUUACUCCAAUCCCAACUUGAUGAUAUUAUAAAGGAACAUAACGAUAGUGAUAGAACUAAUAAAGCAAAAAUACGAAAAUUAGAGUCCGAUAUUAAUCAUUACCAAGAAGUUUAUACAUCUGCCACCCAUCAAAUUGAAGUCCUUGAACAAGAAAACGAACGUUUACAACAAAAACAAAAAUCGGAUUUUUGGAAUAUUAAAUAUAAUAAAAAAUCUUCAAAUGAUGACGAUGUUAUCGAAACUUUACUAGCCAAAGUCUCGGAGUUAGAAUCUCAAAAUAACGCCGUUGAGCGUACCAAGGCUGAAAUUGAGAAACGACUUCAAAGAACUGUAAAGGAUUUGGAUGCUCUUCAAGAACAAUUCAAUGAUUUAUCAGAACAAUCAAAAGAUUAUGAGUUAUUGAAGGUUGCCCAUCGAGAACAAGAACUUCUUAUCAAUGAGCUCAAUGAAUCUCUGGAAGAACAACAUGGUGUAAAUUCAUUCGGUUCUGUAACAAAUCCCAAUUCACAGCAAACUUUUGGCAGCAAGAUUCGAACUACUUUACUCUCUGAAUUGGAAAAUGUGUGGUACAGAGAAGCCAACCUAUUUCAAAGAGAUAGGAAGAAAUCAAUUAGCGAAUCAUCUCCUGCUUUCUCUCCUAUUGCUUCAGAAAAAGAUCUGGCAAAUUUCUUUUUGAAUGGUUCACAACCUGAUGAUGAUAUAUCUCAAUUAGAUUAUUUAUCUGAUGAUGAUUUUAGUUUCUUGGAUGAAUUUGAAGAAGAUGAUGAGAUGGCAAUGCGGAAACGAGAAUGGUUUUGGAAGCGAUGGGCAAGAUAU
Messenger RNA from Racocetra fulgida, 1326 nucleotides. The record is from the annotation of a GenBank genome assembly. Lineage: Eukaryota; Fungi; Glomeromycota; Glomeromycetes; Diversisporales; Gigasporaceae.